This is a messenger RNA of Mobula hypostoma (lesser devil ray), 6033 nucleotides long. It is a transcript of the gene tmem168b, whose product is annotated as transmembrane protein 168b. The transcript has 6 exons. NCBI's taxonomy places the organism in Eukaryota, Metazoa, Chordata, Chondrichthyes, Myliobatiformes, Myliobatidae. The coding region runs from base 2143 to 4470 and encodes 775 amino acids. The record is from RefSeq and is a predicted model, not a curated record.
UCCUUUGCACCUCAAAUAAUCUGCAAAUAAUUAAAGCUGUACCAUUUCUUGACAAGUCUAUUCCCCACAAAUGUCUACUACAUGCAUAUUAAUUCUGAACAAGAAAUUAUUCAACUUCAUAUGCCCAAUACAUAAAUGUGUAAAUAUAACUUCUUCCCUCCUUUUAUACCUAUCUCCCAGUUGAGUUCUCACCAUUCUUUGAAUUUUAUAUAAAUGCCUAAAUGCCGUCCUUUCUUUUCCGUAUCCCAACUUUGUUGCCACAGUGAUCAAAUAGACUUUUUAAUUACGGCUUUCACCUCUCCUUAAUGCAAAGGCACUAUAUUUACAUCCUUAAUCCCUCCUCCUCCUGUCUUCUCCUAUCAUUUCAGAUCUCCCCCUCCCCCUCUCAAAUCUCUUACCAUCUCUUCUUUCAGUUAGUCCUGACGAAGGGUCUCGGCCCGAAACGUUGACUGUACCUCUUCCUAUAGAUGCUGCCUGGCCUGCUGCGUUCACCAGCAACUUUUAUGUGUGUUGCUUGAAAUUCCAGCGUUUGCAGAUUUCCUCGUGUUUACAUCUUUAAUUUUAAGUGAUUGCUUGGCUAGAAUGUCUGCCACCUCAUUUCCUUCAAACCAAACAUGGGCAGGGACCCUUUAAGAACUCUAUGUACAAGCCUAAACCUCACAGCCUCAACAGAUGUUGUCCAAUCUCAAUAAGAAUGACUGACCUACGAUUUGAACUGCCUGUUUAAUGUCAAAACAAAGUGAAUCAGAGCACAGAAGUACAUAAUUCUUCGGCCCAUUUCUAUGCUGCAAUCUUAACAACCAUCUCUGACGUGAACACUGAUACAGUACUUUGAUAAUCUUAAUAGUCAUCUGAAACUUUGGAACACAAACAGAAAUACCUUAACAACCUGUCGCUAGAUCUGUAUAGAUAUUUAAGACGAUAUAAUCCUGUCCACGACCAGUCUUUCUGAGCCUUUAAAUAUUCAGUAGGGUUCAGUCCCUGUCCCACUUUCAAAUCUCUUACUAACUCUUCCUUCAGUUAGUCCUGACGAAGGGUCUCGGCCUGAAACGUCGACUGUACCUCUUCCUAGAGAUGCUGCCUGGCCUGCUGCGUUCACCAGCAACUUUGAUGUGUGUUGCUUGAAUUUCCAGCAUCUGCAGAAUUCCUGUUGUUUCAGUAGGGUUCAAUGCGAUUCUUCCCCCACCACUUCAUUCUUCUAAACUCCAGCGAGUACAGGCCCAGAGACUGAAGCACCUUCAAUUACUCCAAAAGACUGAGGUUUGGUAAAAUACUGAAAGGCUAUUAUUCGCUGUACAAUACGACCUCCACAGUGAGUGUCUGCCCCCGGACUGAGGGGGAGGGGCAAGGCAAACACCUUUAUACAGGAUUCUGUUGGGGGAGCCACAGGGGCAGUCAGCAGAGGGGUGUGUCCAGACAGGUAACCGAGUUACAACAUAUAUACAUGGUUUACCACAGAGACAUCAUACGGUCUUCAUACAUUAACCCUUACAUUCACCAGACUAUUUUCAUAAACCUCUUCUGGACCCUCUCCAAUGCCAACACGUCAUUCCUUGAUAGGGAUUUUUUCCAGUUAAUAUUGUACUAAAACUUCCCCAAAGGUUCAUUGGCACAUUAUAGAGUUGUCAAAUUAGAUUCCAGUCGACGUUGCUAUUCAUUAAAGCAAAACUAAUUUAACUUAUUGAACAGUGACAGAAACCGCUUCCGCAAUAGACUCAGAAAACAGUGGCCCAACUGGCUAGACCACAUCGUGUGCACCAGAAAUGUAAGCAUACCCUUGUUACCACGCAAACACGAGCUGCGGUCACCAGCAUUUUUUGUGUGUGUUCCUUGUUGCCAUGAAUGGUUUGUGGAUAUGAUUUCAAAUCGCACCGCUCCCUAUGAGUAUCUGGAGUUGAGAGGGGCUGGUUACUUCCUCCGUGUUCGCGUUUCUCUCGUUCUCGGGUGCGUUUUGUCCUCUGGCGGCAGCCGUCCUCCGCUGGAAGUCGUGAAGAUGGUGGCCGCGGGCUCCGAGUGAAGCGCUUUUCCACUCCUCUUAGCCGAGCUGUCCGCCCGUACUAUCCUCGAACCCCCGGAACACUCGCGAACGCUGUUCGACCAGCUGAGAAGCGGUUGAAGAGCGAGGCGGCGGUCCUGCUACGUAUGCAUGGUACAGCUGCACAGGGCCUUGCAAACCAGGUUGGAGGUGGUAUCAGAGCUGAUACUGUAAAUGAAAUUGCUGCUUCAACCCACCAAAGUCAGGAGCGGUCAUGCUGUAGUAGGAUUUCCCACUUGUGCAAGUCUGGUUAUUUGAAGACAAAUGGUACCCUAGGAGAUCAUCAUCAACUGAUUUCUGGAGUUCAGACGGAUCCUUUCAAAUCAUAUUACAUGUGUAAAUCACUGCGUUACUGUGUAAGCCACUGUCUUUCUGCAGUAAUGACUAAGGUGGAGGAACUUAACAAAGAACCAAAUAUGCAUUCUUCAAUUCGAUAUCUUGGCUACCUAGCAAAUGCAUGCUUGGUGAUAGCCAUUUGUUUGGGCCUAUAUGUCCGGUGGGAGAAAACAGAAAAUAUAUUAUUGCUGGUCAUUUUCAUCCUUGGACUUUUUGUGCUUGGUAUUGCUAGCAUAUUAUACUAUUACUUCUCCAUGGAAACGGCAAGUUUAAGCCUGUCGCAUCUCUGGUUUGGAUUUCUGCUUGGCCUACUCUGUUUCAUAGAUGAUUCUAAAUUUAAGAUGGAUGUGAAAGAAGAAGUUACCAAAUACUUAUUAUUGGCCAGCAUUUUGAUUAGAACUUUGUGGUCUGUCGUUGAGCGAAUUUGUGGAUGUAUCCGACACCAACCUGCCCUGUUAACAGCUGAAGAACUUCUGGAACUGAUUGGAUUUGCCAUAGCCAGCACAGCAAUGUUGAUGCCCAACUGUUUGAGUGUUAUCUUGCUUGUUUUUGCAUUGUCCAUGUUAAUAGUUGAUCUGCGAAUGAAAUCUGUUUUGGCUGUUCCAAACUUGAUUGCAUUUGCAUUGAUUACAUCCCUGUUGUUUUUUCCAUCUUUGAAAAUUACCACUAACCCCUUUGCCUUGGCUUGUUAUUUCAGCCGUUUGAUUUGUGUCCCACUGCUUGAUCUUUACUUCAGUGGUCUAUCUGUUACUGAACGGUGGAAGCCUUAUCUGUAUGGCCGGACAUUAUGCAGAAGAAUUUCUGUAGUACCUGUAGCAUCCAUUGAGCUAAUAUUCUUUAUUCUCGCUGCAUUUAAACUGAGUAAUUUAAACCAUUGGUAUUUUCUGAUACCAGGAUUUUGUAUUUUUGGAAUCUUUUGGCUGAUCUGCCAUGUAAUUUUUCUCAUAACUUUCUGGGGUUUUCACACCAAACUCGGUGAUUGUCAAAAGAUCUACUACACGCAUAGAAUAGAUAAUAAGAGCCUGGACUGUGUUAUGGCAUCGAAAGGAAUGCGUCAUUUUUGCUUGAUCUCUGAGCGGUUAGUCUUUUUCAGCCUUUUAUCUACAAUUCUUCUUGGUGCAGUCUCAUGGCAGCAAACAAAUGGAAGCUUCAUGAGUGUAUUCCUCGUCGUUUUACCAUUGGAAUCCUUAGCUCAUGGCCUUUUCCAUGAACUGGGUAAUUGUUUAGGAGGAACUUGUGUAGGAUAUGCUAUUGUAAUUCCUACAAAUUACUGCAGUCCUGAUGGUCAGCCUACACUUCUCCCUCCUGAGCAUGUCCAGGAGUUGAAUUUGCGUUCAACAGCCAUGUUAAGUUCGAUCCAACGAUUUUUUGCCUAUCACAUGAUAGAGAAUUAUGGUUGUGACUACUCCACCAGUGGCUUUUCGUUUGACACUCUGCAAACUAAAGUAAAAGCAUUUCUUGAUCUGCGUACUGCUGAUGGACCCAGGCAUGACACCUACAUACUUUAUUUCAGUGGACAUUCGCACAGCUCUGGAGAAUGGGCAUUAUCAGGAGGAGACACUUUGAGACUGGAGACUGUUUUGGAGUGGUGGAAAGAGAAGAACGUUAACUUCUGCUCCCGUCUGAUAAUUGUUUUAGAUUGUGAGAAUGCUCUUCCAUGGGUUAAAGAUGUAAGAAGAAUCAGUGAUAUUUUUGUUGCUGUGCAAGGUGCCGAACUGGCCAAACAAGUGAAUAUCGAAGAAGCAGACCUUCCACAGCUUGGUGACUUCACGAAAGACUGGGUAGAAUAUAAUUGCAACCUUGACAACGACAUUAAUUGGUCAGAUAAAGGAAGAACAGUGAAGGCUAUGUAUGGUAUAUCUAAAUCCUGGAGUGACUACACUCUUCAUUUACCAACAGGAAGUGACGUUGCCAAGCACUGGAUGAUUUACUUUCCUCGCAUCACAUAUCCUCUCAUACAUCUGGCAGACUGGUGUGGUGGGUUGAACCAUUUCUGGAUGUGUGAUGUAUGCUUUAGAUGUUUCAAAAGGUUGAAGAUGAGAUGGUUCCCACCUACUGUACUAGACACAGGACAGGGAUUUAAACUUGUGAAAUCAUAAGACAUUGUCUACAUGUGUCAAAUACGUAAGACUUUGUAUUGCACUUACAGGCAUCUAUCCAAAGAGUUUGGUGUAAAGGUUUGUAAAUGUUACAGGCUGUAAAUGCAAAAAAGCUGCUGGUUCAUCCACGCUUGUAUUUCUUAAAUUCAGAUUUCAGGGUUUAUAAGGAUGUAAUGCUUUUUAUGUGUAAAAUGCACUGAGUUCAAGUCCACCAACAAGUAACAUUUUGACAAUAAUUUUGAUGAAAAUAAAUUGAUUUAAAAUGUUAAUUAUGUGGAGGAAAAAAGUUUGGCUGCCAGGUGCUGAACAUGUCAACAUGUCAAUUUUUCUCACAAAAAAUUAUUUCAAAAUAUUACGUUCAAAAUAUGAUUUAAAACUGGUGUUUAUUCUGCAUAAUACAGUCGGCCCUCCUUAUCCGUGGGGGAUUGGUUCUGGGACCCCCCCGCAGAUACCAAAAAACAUGGAUGCUCAAGUCCAUUAUAUAAAAUGGCGUAGUAUUUGCAUAUGACCUACGCACAUCCUCCCGUAUACUUUAAAUCAUCUCUAGAUUACUUAUAAUACCUAAUACAAUGUAAAUGCUAUGUAAAUAGUUGUUAUACUGUAUUGUUUAGGGAAUAAUGACUAGAAAAAAUGCUCAAACAAUGAGUGCUGGAGAGAGAACUUCCGGGUUUUUCCGAUCUGUGGUUAGUUGAAUCUGCACGUGCGGAGCCUGCGGAUAAGGAAGGCCGACUGUAUUCUUUAAAUUUGUUUGUCCAAUUUCAUAUUCUUUGCUCUAACCAACAUACUUUUGGACACCAAAUAAUAAUAGCAACUUGAGGAAAGUAAUUACAAUCAACAGUGAUGUUAAUACACAACCCUAAGAAACCAAUGUGUUAUCAAACCAUGAAGAUUUCAUCAGCUUGUUGUCCUGUGGAAAAUUUGGUUUGUAAAUAAUUUUAUUAUUUUAUUUUAUUUUAUUUUAAUGCUAAUUUUGCAGCAUUCUUCAUUACCCACGACAGCUUUUUGGGAAAAAAGUACUUUUAAACUAAACCUUAUAAUAAAUUUCAUUGGUACCUGAAUUCAGAUGUAACCAGAAACGUUUGAGACUUCCUAAAUUCCAUACGCAAUAAUACAUUGAUGUUGCUGAGUUCAUUAUGAAAACAUUAUCUUGUACAUGACUAUGCAUUGUAUAUAAAAAUAAUGGGGCAUUCUUUUAAAGCCACCUGUUAUCUCAAUCUUUGUUUAUAGUAACUCCAUUUCAAAAUAAACUUUAUUUCUACUACAUUUUUAAGAAUGUUUUCAAUUGAUUUUAUUUGCAAGCAGUUAUUUUUAUUCGUUCAUUAGUCAAAAGGAGAUCUAUAUAAAUGGCUUAAUGGUAUCCGAUGAUGAAUUACAUUUUAUUUUAUCUUGUGCUCUAUUGAUUUGUCAUGUAUUUAUUUUACGCCUGGCACAUACAUUACUGUUUGAGAAUUUAUUUUUGUUGUUUAAAUGGUUAUGUUAUGGCACUUAUAUUGCAUUCAUUUAAUGUCACUAUUCUAUAAGAUCCCUAUUAAAUGAAAUAAUAAUCCAAAAUUGUUUCAACUG